UUUAUUUUCUCUUGAGAGUGCCGAGUCUAUAUGUCUCUGAUUUCAAUCUGUCUGCUUCAUGCCCUAAUCCUGAAUCAUCCUAUUGUUGACUGUCACCUUUGUAAAGAAUCUACCAAUGAAUGGAUAGAUACAAUUAUUGUAAAAACAUCUUCAAAACGCUUAUCUGAGAAUUUUACUAUUUUGUGGAUCCGGUCUUCUGAUUCAGCACCCGGUCAGUACAGCCAGUGGGAGAUCUGCACUGUCAGUGUCAAUGUAUCGAUCAGUACAGCCAGUGGGAGAUCUGCACUGUCAGUGUCAAUGUAUCGAUCAGUACAGCCAGUGGGAGAUCUGCACUGUCAGUGUCAGUGUAUCGAUCAGUACAGCCAGUGGGAGAUCUGCACUGUCAGUGUCAAUGUAUCGUUCAGUACAGCCAGUGGGAGAUCUGCACUGUCAGUGUCAAUGUAUCGAUCAGUACAGCCAGUGGGAGAUCUGCACUGUCAGUGUCAAUGUAUCGAUCAGUACAGACAGUGGGAGAUCUGCACUGUCAGUGUCAAUGUAUCGAUCAGUACAGCCAGUGGGAGAUCUGCACUGUCAGUGUCAAUGUAUCGAUCAGUACAGCCAGUGGGAGAUCUGCACUGUCAGUGUCAAUGUAUCGAUCAGUACAGCCAGUGGGAGAUCUGCACUGUCAGUGUCAAUGUAUCGAUCAGUACAGCCAGUGGGAGAUCUGCACUGUCAGUGUCAAUGUAUCGAUCAGUACAGCCAGUGGGAGAUCUGCACUGUCAGUGUCAAUGUAUCGAUCAGUACAGCAAGUGGGAGAUCUGCACUGUCAGUGUCAAUGUAUCGAUCAGUACAGACAGUGGGAGAUCUGCACUGUCAGUGUCAAUGUAUCGAUCAGUACAGCCAGUGGGAGAUCUGCACUGUCAGUGUCAAUGUAUCGAUCAGUACAGCCAGUGGGAGAUCUGCACUGUCAGUGUCAAUGUAUCGAUCAGUACAGCCAGUGGGAGAUCUGCACUGUCAGUGUCAAUGUAUCGAUCAGUACAGCCAGUGGGAGAUCUGCACUGUCAGUGUCAAUGUAUCGAUCAGUACAGACAGUGGGAGAUCUGCACUGUCAGUGUCAAUGUAUCGAUCAGUACAGCCAGUGGGAGAUCUGCACUGUCAGUGUCAAUGUAUCGAUCAGUACAGCCAGUGGGAGAUCUGCACUGUCAGUGUCAAUGUAUCGAUCAGUACAGCCAGUGGGAGAUUUGCACUGUCAGUGUCAAGAUCAGUACAGCCAGUGGGAGAUCUGCACUGUCAGUGUCAAUGUAUCGAUCAGUACAGCCAGUGGGAGAUCUGCACUGUCAGUGUCAAUGUAUCGUUCAGUACAGCCAGUGGGAGAUUUGCACUGUCAGUGUCAAUGUAUCGGUCAGUACAGCCAGUGGGAGAUCUGCACUGUCAGUGUCAAUGUAUCGAUCAGUACAGCCAGUGGGAGAUCUGCACUGUCAGUGUCAAUGUAUCGAUCAGUACAGCCAGUGGGAGAUCUGCACUGUCAGUGUCAAUGUAUCGAUCAGUACAGCCAGUGGGAGAUCUGCACUGUCAGUGUCAAUGUAUCGAUCAGUACAGACAGUGGGAGAUCUGCACUGUCAGUGUCAAGAUCAGUACAGCCAGUACAGCCAGUGCACUGUCAGUGUCAAUGUAUCGAUCAGUACAGCCAGUGGGAGAUCUGCACUGUCAGUGUCAAUAUAUCGACCAGUACAGCCAGUGGGAGAUCUGCACUGUCAGUGUCAAUGUAUCGAUCAGUACAGCCAGUGGGAGAUUUGCACUGUCAGUGUCAAGAUCAGUACAGCCAGUGGGAGAUCUGCACUGUCAGUGUCAAUGUAUCGAUCAGUACAGCCAGUGGGAGAUCUGCACUGUCAGUGUCAAUGUAUCGUUCAGUACAGCCAGUGGGAGAUUUGCACUGUCAGUGUCAAUGUAUCGGUCAGUACAGCCAGUGGGAGAUCUGCACUGUCAGUGUCAAUGUAUCAUUCAGUCAGUCAGUGGAAUUUGUCCACAGACACAACAUGCCCAAUCCUUCUGGCUUAUUAUUUGAGUGUUACUCGUUUGAGGUCUUGUCUGAGUUCACUGAUUGAUCUUGUCAUCAGUUCAAUGUUGUUGGAAUGGUCACCCACAUUCUCUUUCUGACGUUACAGUACAAAUGGAUCAGAUUUUUAUGAUUCAUCUUGUUUCUUUUUCUGUAGAUAUUUUUGUUGUAUUUAUUCCUGAAAGCUCAGGCCAUGUUCUAUUUCUGAGAGUAAAAAGAAGACAGGAAGCUGCACCAAACUGUGCUCUUAUGACCGUAACCAUGUGUUGCUUUUCUCCCUAUGUUUUUCUGUUUGCUGGACUAGGCUCCAUCAUGCGCUGUGCUCCACGUCAUGACUGCUGUGUGUAUGUAUAGCUCUGUCUGUCUGUCGUGCACUUUUAAUCAUGAUGAUGAUUUUAUAAAAGUCCUCUUCACGCCAGGUUCAACUGGGGGGUAACUUGGCGUGUGUUCUCUGCAGUUUAAAAAAAUAAUUUGACAGUACCCUUUGCGUAUUUUUUUUCUCAGUGUCUUUCAUUCUGUUUGGGUUUAGUGUAUUUACACAUGGCUGUGCAGUCUGACACAAUGGCCCAACUCCCGACUAAAAUGAAGUCAUUCUGUUGAUGAACCCAUAACGGAACAUUUCAGAGUAUGUUCUGGGUCUAGAACAGAGUGGCUUCUCGUUCUAGAACAGAGUGGCGUCUAGUUCUAGAACAGAGUAUGUUCUGGGUCUAGAACUCAGUGGCUUCUAGUUCUAGAACAGAGUAGAUUCUAGUUCUAGAACAGAGUAUGUCCUGGGUUUAGAACAGAGUAUGUCCUGGGUCUAGAAAAGGGUGGCUUCUAGUUCUAGAACAGUGGCGCCUAGUUCUAGAUCAGAGUGGCGCCUAGUUCUAGAUCAGAGUGGCGCCUAGUUCUAGAUCAGAGUGGCGCCUAGUUCUAGAACAGAGUGGCGCCUAGUUCUAGAACAGAGUGGCGCCUAGUUCUAGAACAGAGUGGCAUCUAGUUCUAGAACAGAGUGGCAUCUAGUUCUAGAACAGAGUGGUUUCUGGUUCUGGAACUCUUGGCUUAGACAUGCAGUAGCAUAUGACAUAAGCCAGAGCCACUUUUCUGCUCAAGUGGUUUUGGAAUAAAUGGCUCCUGCUCAAGUGGUUUUGGAAUAAAUGGCUCCUGCUCAAGUGGUUUUGGCCAUGUAUUCCAAAAUGAUUUUAUUGUAGUUCAUAAUUCCAUGUGUUCCAAUUCCCUGAUGUUUUAUUUUUUUAACCUUUAUUUAACCAGGCAAGUCAGUUAAGAACAAAUUCUUAUUUUCAAUGACGGCCUAGAAACAGUGGCUUAACUGCCUGUUCAGGGGCAGAACGACAGAUUUGUACCUUGUCAGCUCGGGGACUUGACUUGCAACCAUUCGGUUACUAGUCCAACGCUCGAACCACUAGGCUACCCUGCCGCCCCGUCAUAUCGUACACGUGCCUUUUGGAUUUUAAUUUGGCUUGCAGCUAUCCAAAUAUAUAAUGAUAAAAUAAGCAUUUCAAAAGAGGAUGUCUCUGGAAAGUCUUUUUUCAUGUACCAUGUGUUUCAACUGCUGUUCAAAUAACUGUAUGUGAGGGAAAUGUAUUGUUUGUUUUAUAAAUCAUACAGUUUUUUUUUAUUUUAAAUCAAAGAUCUUUGUAAAUGACCAUAACUUGGAAGGCUGUGCUUUGAAUACAACUAAUUAGAGAAAGUAGUAUUUUAUUGAACAGACCCAUUGAGUUUUUUGCUUUUGCAAAAAAAUGUAUUAAAGUAAUAUGAAAACUG
This is a messenger RNA of Oncorhynchus kisutch (coho salmon), 3799 nucleotides long. RefSeq lists its product as uncharacterized. Bases 31 to 2136 code for a protein of 701 amino acids. The transcript is spliced from 3 exons. Lineage: Eukaryota; Metazoa; Chordata; Actinopteri; Salmoniformes; Salmonidae. The record is from RefSeq and is a predicted model, not a curated record.